Messenger RNA from Microthlaspi erraticum, 498 nucleotides. The record is from the annotation of a GenBank genome assembly. Lineage: Eukaryota; Viridiplantae; Streptophyta; Magnoliopsida; Brassicales; Brassicaceae.
AUGUGGCCCAUAAACUCCAAAUACCGCGCAUCUGCAGUCCCCGGCUGCACAGCCUCCGCAGCCACAUGCUGCACUCCUGCCAUAGGAGGUACUCCCGGAGCCCCCUGUGGAACCACUGGCGGAAAACGAGCCAAUAGCUGCGUCAGCAACCCCACCACCAAGUCAUCACGACCCGGAGCCGGAGCGCCACCCCCACCCGGAGCAGCCCCCGCUCCCAAACCAACACUAGCAUCCCCACUGGCCUCACCCGCCAUGGAUACUGAUUGGGUCACCGACACAGUCGCCACACUCUCUCCCGAAUCCGCCGGAACACCACGACCUCAGCCCCGGCCUCCACGCCCUCUCGCUCUGCCACCACGGCCUCUAGCACCGCACCCUCUCGCGCCACGACCUCUAGGAGCCCCGUCCAUCUCACUGCAUGGACCCGAACAUGAGCAACUAGACAAUAAACACAAAAGCACAAACACCAAAACUUACCGCGGAAUCUCCUGUGGCUGA